Messenger RNA from Molossus molossus (Pallas's mastiff bat), 3319 nucleotides. RefSeq names its product tetratricopeptide repeat domain 7B (gene TTC7B). The transcript is spliced from 21 exons. Gene Ontology annotation, molecular function: protein binding. Bases 7 to 2607 code for a protein of 866 amino acids. Gene Ontology annotation, cellular component: plasma membrane. Lineage: Eukaryota; Metazoa; Chordata; Mammalia; Chiroptera; Molossidae. Gene Ontology annotation, biological process: protein localization to plasma membrane; phosphatidylinositol phosphate biosynthetic process. The record is from RefSeq and is a predicted model, not a curated record.
GCCGCGAUGGCAUCCAGGAAGGCGGGCUCGCGGCUGGAGACGGAGAUCGAGCGCUGCCGCUCCGAGUGCCAGUGGGAGCGGAUCCCCGAGCUGGUCAAGCAGCUGUCCGCCAAGCUCAUCGCCAACGAUGACAUGGCAGAACUUCUCCUCGGGGAGUCGAAGCUGGAGCAGUACCUGAAGGAACACCCCCUGCGGCAGGGGGCCAGUCCCCGAGGCCCCAGGCCCCAGCUGACUGAGGUCCGCAAGCAUCUGACCGCCGCCCUGGACCGUGGGAACCUCAAGUCAGAAUUGCUACAAGAGUCCAAUCUGAUCAUGGCCAAGGUGAACUACGUGGAAGGAGAUUAUAAAGAGGCGCUCAACAUCUACGCGCGGGUGGGCCUCGACGACUUGCCGCUGGCCGCUGUCCCUCCUUACAGGUUGCGGCUGUUGGCGGAGGCCUACGCUACCAAAGGACUUUGUUUAGAGAAAUUGCCUAUUUCCUCUUCUACCAGUAAUCUCCAUGUGGACCGGGAGCAGGAUGUCAUCACCUGUUAUGAGAAAGCAGGUGACAUUGCCCUCCUGUACCUCCAAGAGAUAGAAAGGGUAAUACUUACUAAUAUUCAAAACAGAAGCCCCAAGCCUGGCCCUGCUCCCCACGAUCAAGAACUAGGUUUUUUCCUAGAAACAGGACUUCAGAGAGCCCAUGUCCUCUAUUUCAAAAAUGGGAACCUGACAAGAGGAGUCGGGAGAUUUAGAGAGCUCCUCAGAGCAAUCGAAACGAGAACGACUCAAAACCUGCGAAUGACCAUAGCGAGGCAGCUGGCGGAGAUCCUGUUGCGGGGCAUGUGUGAGCAGAGCUACUGGAACCCUCUGGAGGACCCGCCAUGCCAGUCACCUCUGGACGACCCUCUCCGGAAAGGAGCGAACGCCAAAACCUACAGCCUCACUCGGAAAGCCCGCGUCUACUCAGGAGAGAACAUUUUUUGUCCUCAAGAAAAUACUGAAGAAGCCCUGUUGUUAUUGCUGAUUAGUGAAUCGAUGGCCAACCGGGACGCUGUGCUGAGCAGGAUACCCGAGCACAGGAGCGACCGCCUCAUCAGUCUGCAGAGCGCCUCGGUGGUCUAUGACCUGCUGACCAUCGCUCUCGGGAGAAGAGGCCAGUUUGAGAUGCUCUCGGAGUGCUUAGAAAGAGCCAUGAAGUUUGCCUUUGAGGAGUUCCACCUCUGGUACCAGUUUGCUCUGUCACUCAUGGCUGCCGGAAAGUCGGCCCGUGCGGUGAAGGUGCUGAAAGAGUGCAUUCGGCUGAAGCCCGACGAUGCCACCAUCCCCCUCCUGGCCGCCAAGCUGUGCAUGGGCUCGCUCCACUGGUUGGAAGAGGCUGAGAAGUUUGCCAAAACUGUCGUUGAUGCGGGAGAGAAAGCGUCCGAGUUCAAGGCCAAAGGCUACUUAGCUCUGGGGCUCACGUACAGUCUGCAGGCCACCGACGGAAGAAGUAACCUUUUUCAGUUCCUACGACAGGCUCCAAGGGACCCGUGUCUCACAUGCUCUGCACAAGCUUCGUUGCGAGGGAUGCAGGAGGUCCUGCAGAGAAAGGCACUUCUUGCAUUUCAGAGGGCCCACAGUCUGUCACCUACAGAUCACCAAGCAGCUUUCUACCUCGCCCUGCAGCUCGCCAUCUCCAGACAGAUACCAGAGGCUCUGGGGUAUGUCCGCCAAGCUCUUCAGCUUCAAGGCGAUGAUGUCAACUCUCUGCACCUGCUCGCCCUCUUGCUGUCCGCGCAGAAGCAUUACCACGACGCGCUGAACAUCGUCGACAUGGCCCUGAGCGAAUACCCAGAGAAUUUUAUACUGCUGUUUUCCAAAGUGAAGUUGGAGUCGCUGUGCCGCGGCCCGGAUGAGGCGCUUCUCACGUGCAAGCACAUGUUACAAAUAUGGAAAUCCUGCUACAACCUAACCAAUCCCAGUGAUUCUGGACGAGGGAGCAGCCUCUUAGACAGAACCAUUGCGGACAGACGACAGCUUAAUACAAUUACUUUGCCAGACUUCAGCGACCCGGAGACAGGCUCUGUCCACGCCACCUCAGUGGCGGCCUCACGGGUGGAGCAGGCGCUGUCAGAAGUGGCCUCGUCUCUGCAGAGCAGCACCCCCAAGCAGGGCCCGCUACACCCCUGGAUGACACUGGCACAGAUCUGGCUCCACGCAGCUGAAGUCUACAUUGGCAUUGGGAAGCCUGCAGAAGCCACAGCCUGUACCCAGGAAGCUGCCAACCUCUUCCCGAUGUCCCACAACGUCCUGUACAUGCGUGGCCAGGUUGCCGAGCUCCGGGGAAACAUUGACGAAGCCCGGCGGUGGUACGAGGAGGCCUUAUCCAUCAGCCCCACGCACGUGAAGAGCAUGCAGCGGCUGGCCCUGGUGCUUCAUCAGGUGGGCCGCCACAGUCUGGCGGAGAAGAUUCUUCGGGAUGCGGUGCAGGUGAACUCCACGGCCCACGAAGUCUGGAACGGGCUGGGCGAGGUCCUCCAGGCCCAGGGCAACGACUCGGCAGCCACAGAGUGCUUCCUGAUGGCCCUGGAGCUGGAAGCCAGCAGCCCGGCGGUGCCCUUCACCAUCAUCCCCCGAGCGCUCUGAGCGGGCGCCCCUGCCUCAGCCCCUCGGGCCAAGGAGGCCCCCUGGGUUGCCCUGAGGGGACAAGCCCACCACACCAAGGCCCCGGAUGAAUGUGCGAUUGACCACAGUGAUCGAACCAAACAAACCCCGAAUCAUUGCUCUCCCCACGUGCAUUUCUGUUGUUCCUGCGCCAGCCCAAUGAUUGUUUCUGAAUCAACUGACACUGUUCAAAAUGGAGUAUGUGCCAUAUUUUGUUAGCUGACACCUGAGUUUUAAGUCACAUGAUUAUGGAAUUAAUCUGCAAAUGUAGAAGAACAUAUUCAAAGUUAAAAAUGCAGUGGCAGAACAGAUUAUUUUUAUCAGAGCUGUAAAGAAAGCUGUUCUUUCCACCUCGCCACGCCUGCCCCACCCUUGGCCCAGAAACCAAAUGUGAAUCCUUUUUCCCACCUCAGCGCUAGUCCAGGCCAGGGCACCAGCUGAUGACCUCUUGGUUUUGUUGUCGAUAAUUGCACCAUGUGAUGAAUUACUGUCCUCACUUAGAACAAAGCCUGAGUCCAAGAAUAUUUAUAUUUUAUCAAUAUAUGCCUGUUACAAGAGAAGGAAAUAUGAGUUAUUUAAGUUUAACUUUUUUAUGUGAAUUCAGAGUUUAUUUAUCAAUGGAAAUAUGUACAAAGAAGCUUCAAAUGGAAUAUUUACCGACAUUCCUUAUACAUGACAGACACUUGGCUAAAUG